ACAAUGGAAAGCACCAAGCUUGCACAUAUAAAAAUGGGUCAGUUGUCUGAGCUUCCUAGAUUUCUAUUAAAUAUUUUCUUAUUUAUUCAUUUUGACGCUUGAAUAAGUGCAACCCCUUCGGCAAAGCUCAAAUCUCUCUUCAUUGUUUUCGCAGCAAGCUCAUACUUUUCUCUCUUCAACUCUUCAAAAAGAUUUACAAGAUGGCAGCAGCAUCAGCAGCUACCUUUUCAGUUGGAUCUGCUUUCUCCUUUGGCACCAAAGCGAGCCAACUCCCGCAAUCAAAGCUCUCAUCUGUGAGAUUCAACUCCCAGAGCUCACUUGCAACGUUCAGUGGUCUCAAGGCUGCAACAUUUGUGACGUGCGAGUCAGAGUCAUCUUUCUUAGGCAAGGAAAGCAAUGCAGCCCUUCGAUGCUCUGUUGCACCAAAAGCUCAAAAAUCAAGCCAAAGGUCACAGCAUCGCCUAAACCCACAGGCAUCCUACAAAGUGGCUGUUCUUGGAGCUGCAGGAGGGAUAGGUCAGCCUUUAGCACUUCUAAUUAAGAUGUCCCCAUUGGUUUCAGCCCUGCACCUCUAUGAUAUAGCAAAUGUCAAGGGAGUUGCUGCUGACCUCAGUCACUGUAACACUCCCUCGCAAGUUCUGGAUUUCACAGGAGCUGCUGAAUUACCCAAUUCUUUGAAAGGUGUAGACAUUGUUGUCAUACCUGCUGGAGUUCCUAGGAAGCCUGGUAUGACCCGUGAUGACCUCUUCAACAUCAAUGCCAGCAUUGUAAAGACCUUGGUUGAGGCUGUUGCUGAUAACUGCCCUGAUGCUUUUAUCCACAUUAUCAGCAAUCCAGUCAACUCUACAGUGCCAAUUGCAGCUGAAGUUUUGAAGAAGAAGGGUGUGUAUGAUCCAAAGAAGCUCUUUGGUGUUACUACACUUGAUGUGGUGAGGGCAAAUGCAUUUGUUGCUGAGAAGAAAAACCUCAAGCUUAUCGAUGUGGAUGUACCAGUGGUGGGAGGGCAUGCUGGGAUAACCAUUCUUCCCCUUCUAUCAAAGACAAAACCCUCUGUUAGUUUCACUGAUGAGGAAGUGCAGGAGCUAACUGUGAGGAUCCAGAAUGCAGGGACAGAAGUUGUGGAGGCAAAGGCAGGCGCAGGGUCUGCUACCCUGUCAAUGGCAUAUGCUGCAGCCAGAUUUGUUGAAUCUUCUCUUCGUGCGUUGGACGGUGAUGCUGAUGUCUAUGAGUGCUCGUUUGUGCAAUCAGAUCUUACUGAUCUUCCAUUCUUCGCAUCAAGGGUAAAACUUGGGAGGAAGGGGGUUGAAACUAUCAUUUCAUCUGACCUCCAAGGGCUGACUGAGUAUGAACAGAAGGCACUGGAAGCUCUCAAGCCUGAACUGAAGGCCAGCAUUGAGAAAGGUAUCGCAUUUGCUCAGAGGGAACCAGUGGCUGCAUAGAGUGAGGUCAGUUCUGGAAGCCUAAACCAUACUGAAAUGCAGGUUUAUUGCGGUUGAUAAUUUUUGUUGCGGCUCAUCAUUACAUCAGCACUUUAAGUUUUGUAGAAUUUUCUUUUUAUAUCGUGAGAAACUCUUUUUUAAUGAGAUAUUCCAUGAUAGCAUUGUAGGUUCGAAAAUUGCAAUUGCUACCAUUGAGGGCAUGUACCUUUCCUUUUACCCUUUUGAAAUAACACUGCUGAUGUAUCCCAACAUUUUUAUUAAUAACUGAGAAAACUUUUAUGCGUCUA
This is a messenger RNA of Populus trichocarpa (black cottonwood), 1726 nucleotides long. RefSeq names its product malate dehydrogenase, chloroplastic. The record is from RefSeq and is a predicted model, not a curated record. The transcript has 2 exons. Lineage: Eukaryota; Viridiplantae; Streptophyta; Magnoliopsida; Malpighiales; Salicaceae. Gene Ontology annotation, cellular component: mitochondrion; cytoplasm. Gene Ontology annotation, biological process: malate metabolic process; tricarboxylic acid cycle. The coding region runs from base 201 to 1439 and encodes 412 amino acids. Gene Ontology annotation, molecular function: L-malate dehydrogenase (NAD+) activity.